ACGAUGCAUCAUUCUUUCCAAGAAAAUAGUGAAGCGUGUAAAAUAAAAAUGGAGACUAGUAAAUUAGUUAUUCUCAUUAUUUUUCAAAUGUUGACAUUGAAUCCAGAAUUAUUACAGAUUACUGCGGAAAUUUCAAAUCAGACUAUUCAAACGUCUACUGAAGUGCAAAGCGUCGGUAGGCAGAGCAACUCACGAAAAACCCUUAUUGAAGAAAUUGUUGAAAGUUUAGCGCUUGAAGUGGCAGAAAUACGUAAAAGUGUAAAGGAACUGCACUAUCUUCAUUUGCGGACCACCAGACAAAUCUUGGAGGAGACAAAGAAUUCUUGUAGAUUACACGAAUAUCCUCAACCAGAAAUUUCCAAUAUUGUAACGAGUUCCACUAAAUUUACGAAUGGAGAAUUUGUCAAUUUUCCACAAUCAUCUGAGGAGAGAGUUACACCCACAAUUCAGAAUGGAAGCGAUCAUGCAAUCAGAUGUUCCGGUUAUCGCGUCCUAAACGAAUUUAUCCCAGUUGAAAACGUUAUUUCCAAUGACCAACUGCUCGAGGCUGGCUGGGACUCAAUUUACGGUCCUCUGUACUUCUGCCACGCCUUGGUUCGCACAAAUGGAAUUUUGUGCCGACUUUAUGGCAAAGGAAAUCGAAGAACUUGUUGGGUCACGACACCCGCUGGCAAGGAGGUCACGAUUAAGAACAAUUACCACUUGCUCCGCAAACCGGAAGGAGUUCAGCUUCAGUGGCGUCACAAUGCAAAAAAUUGGCCAACCGAUGACGCAGGAUUUCCACAUGCCGAAUUGAAAACGGGAGGAGGAAUAGUGGUGGAAUGGGCGGUGUGGGACGUUUAUACGUGUGGACUUGCACCACGAUUUUAUUUUGGGAGGUGUGACAGAAAUGGGGCGAAGGUGCCGGGAUUAAUUCAUACCCCGAGGGAAAAGUGGGGUGGGAAAAGUAGGUUGGCGUACACCUUUGGUGGGAGGGAAGAGCAUUGCACAGAGUUUGAAGUUCUUGUUUGCAUAAAUAAAUAAAAAUUUUGCAAAUAUGUACAAAUUUAAA
Messenger RNA from Folsomia candida, 1051 nucleotides. RefSeq lists its product as uncharacterized. Lineage: Eukaryota; Metazoa; Arthropoda; Collembola; Entomobryomorpha; Isotomidae. The transcript has 4 exons. The record is from RefSeq and is a predicted model, not a curated record. Bases 4 to 1023 code for a protein of 339 amino acids.